AUAUAUAUUUUUGACAGUAGUGCACAUGCUCAAUGAACGUGAAAAAUCAAAACAAAGUGCUAUUAAGAGAGAUUUUUACUAUUUUUAUAUACUUUUCCUAUGAAAAACAUGUCUGCAUUGCUAAAUUCUUCAAAUAAUGUGACAAGUGCAAUGGAUUUUGACAAAUUGUGUCGCUCUUGUAUGGGGCAAAAGGUGGAAAUGAAGACAAUCUUUGGGUCCUGCCUCGAUGAUAUGCUGCGGACAGUGUCCUGCGUGGAAGUUGAAAGAGGUGAUGGCCUUCCGGACAAGAUGUGCAUACAAUGUGUACUACAGGUCAGUAGGGCUUUCACCUUCAAGCAACAGUGUCAAAAGGCUGAUGCCACAUUCCGGCUGUAUUUGACAAAACAAGUUCCGGAAGAAUGUCCGGAAAGCCCCAAAAAUACUCAGGAAGAAGUUCCUGAGGAACUUCCAGCAGAAGUACCCCAAGUAAUUGAAUGUCUGCAAAAAGACAAUCUUCCGGAAAUUCCGGAAGACAAUUCACAAUCCCAGGAAGUCAUUGCGGAGGAGAGUGUCUACUUCGAUGACACUUUGGGCACUUCUGAAGACAUUCCCUUUGAGAAUCUUCAAAUUCAGGACACUGGGAUUGAAUUAUCCAAAGUUGAAAUUCUUCCAGAAGUUUGUUGCUCCCCUUGUGAUGAUGUUCUGGCCACGGUGAAGGACUUAAAAGUCUACGAAACGAAGAUUUAUCAUCCUUGCAAUAUCUGUGGAUCUACAUUUGCCUCUCCGGAAGAGCUGUGCGUGCAUUCGGAGGAGGUUCACCGGGAAGUCCAGGUGACAGGUGUUCAGGAACCGGAGAAUCACUUUGAGUGUCGAGAAUGUCAUAAAAAAUUCGCAGAUAGCAAAAUUCUUCGACGUCAUAGCAAGACUCAUCUGAUUGUCAAGCCCCAUGUCUGUUUGACUUGUGGGAAGACCUUUGCUGAGAGCUGCAACCUGACCAAGCAUAAGAAAAAGCAUACUGGGGAGCUGAGGAAUGUUGUGGGGAAGCCAAAUUUGUGUUCGGUUUGUGGAAAGAGAUUCAAGUGGGCCAGUUCACUGUCUAAACACAUGAAGCAUCAUACGAAACAUAAGAUCCUGACAUGUCCCUACUGUCCCAAGUACUACGUCGAAGCUAGGUCCCUGAGUAUCCAUCUCCGGACCCAUACGGGAGAGAGGCCAUUUGUCUGUGAAGUCUGCAAUAAAAGUUUCACGCAGAUGUGCAAUCUUACGAAGCACAUGAGGGUCCACACGGGAGAGAGACCGUUCAUGUGUCCGAUUUGUGGACGGGGCUUCAAGCAAAGCGGCUACGUGGGGAUCCAUCUGAGGACGCACACAGGAGAGAAACCGUACGUUUGCUCGGACUGCGGUAGAUCAUUCGCCGGAUCCAAUACUCUGGCCAUCCAUCGAAGGAGCCAUACUGGAGAACGACCCUAUGCUUGCUCGAUUUGUCCAAAACGCUUCGCCAGACAGGAAACCGCAGUCAUCCAUCAGAGGAUCCACACUGGAGAGAAACCACACGUCUGCCAACUCUGCGGAAGAGGAUUCAACAGUUCGGGACAUCUCUAUGGACAUAUGAGAUCUCACAACUCCAACAAACCCUACGAAUGCGACGUCUGCAAGAAGAGAUUCAAGAGCAGCAGCAGCCUGAACGUCCACAUCAGAAGCCAUACGGGAGAAAAGCCCUAUUCUUGUAAUGUUUGCAAGAAGAGUUUUUCACAGCAAUCAACUUUGUCUACUCAUCAACUCACUCAUCUUAAUACAGGAACUUUUAUCGUUACGGAGAAUCAAAUUCUAGAACCCAAGCCAGAUGAAAAUACUGUUCUAAGGGAAUAAAAAGGGUUAAAAGCUUCCAAGAGCUCUUGAAAGUAAAAUAAAAUUCUCAAGUAUUGUGAAUUAAUUGGGAUUAAUAAAGUUUUAUUGAAAUUUUUA
Molecule: messenger RNA, 1944 nt
Organism: Phlebotomus papatasi
Lineage: Eukaryota; Metazoa; Arthropoda; Insecta; Diptera; Psychodidae
Product: zinc finger protein ZFP2-like
Exons: 3
Coding region: 100-1848 (582 amino acids)
Biological process (GO): regulation of transcription by RNA polymerase II
Cellular component (GO): nucleus
Molecular function (GO): RNA polymerase II cis-regulatory region sequence-specific DNA binding; DNA-binding transcription factor activity, RNA polymerase II-specific; zinc ion binding
Source: RefSeq, a predicted model, not a curated record